AUGGGGGGUGGGAAGACUGCCAAGUCCGGGACCAAGACUGUGAAGAAUAAGACUGUGGCCGACAAGAAUAAAGUUGUGGCCAAGUGUGUGAAUGCAGGCAAGGUACGUAAGGAGCCUGCGGUGAAGUCUGUGAAGAAGGCCAAGGAGGUCGUGGUCAAGUCUGAUGGCAAGGCGAAGUCUGAGAGCAAGGCGAAGUCUGAGAGCAAGGUGAAGUCUGAGAGCAAGGUGAAGUCUGAGAGCCCACGGACGGCGUUGGAAUUGUUGGGAUAUGAAGUUUUGGACGCCCUUCGACAUUACUUCGAGGUGCAGGACGAGGACGCGCUGGUGAAACAGCGCCGCCAAGUUUUCGUGGAGUUGUUUUUUGACGUGUGUCCAUCGCAGGAGGACACGCGACGACGGAAACUGAGCUUGCCGCAUCCGGUGAAUGUGGGCGAAAGCGCCUGUUUGAUAGUCAAGUCGCCCCAGCGGUUUUGGAAGGACAAGUUGGCGACCGAGCAUGCGGCCGAAGGUAAGUUACCGAUGGUAGCGCGAGUAAUUGAGCUGGACAAGUUAAAAAAGAAGUUUAGCACUCCCGCCCUGCGCAAGGAGCUGCUUCAGACAUACGACACAUUCUAUUGUGACAAGGACCUUAUCGAAAAGGCCAACGUAUUUUUGGGCCAAACUUUCUUCAAGUCAUGGAAGCAACCCAUGAGUGUACGAUUGGAAGAGAACGAACCCAUCCACACCCGGUUCCUCAAUGCGUACGCCCACACCUCAUAUAGAAUCAAGGCAGCGCCGUCCACCGGCGUCAGAGUCGGCUGUCUGGACAGACCGAACGAGGUCUUGAUGGAAAAUGCUGUCUCCGCUAUCCUGGCCAUGAAGGACAAACUUGCCGAGUACGGCACUUGCAUCAAGGCCGUCAAGCUUUCAUCCGGCCCCGUCAGCUUGCAGUUGGUCGAACCUCUCAGAGAGGUCACCACGCCUGACGAUGCCGAGGAAGGUGAUGCCGAGGAAGAUGACCCCUCCACUAACUCUUCUUAG
Gregarina niphandrodes is the source of this 1020-nucleotide messenger RNA. Its product is annotated as ribosomal L1p/L10e family protein. The coding region runs from base 1 to 1020 and encodes 339 amino acids. The record is from RefSeq and is a predicted model, not a curated record. The transcript has a single exon. Lineage: Eukaryota; Apicomplexa; Conoidasida; Eugregarinorida; Gregarinidae.